This is a messenger RNA of Cygnus olor (mute swan), 4277 nucleotides long. RefSeq names its product interleukin 5 receptor subunit alpha (gene IL5RA). Lineage: Eukaryota; Metazoa; Chordata; Aves; Anseriformes; Anatidae. The coding region runs from base 2660 to 3904 and encodes 414 amino acids. The record is from RefSeq and is a predicted model, not a curated record. Gene Ontology annotation, molecular function: cytokine receptor activity; protein binding. Gene Ontology annotation, cellular component: external side of plasma membrane; membrane. The transcript has 11 exons. Gene Ontology annotation, biological process: cytokine-mediated signaling pathway; immunoglobulin mediated immune response.
AUGCCUUGUCCAUCAGCCACAGUCAGCUGCGGGGGAUACUAGUGCUCGUUCAUCCUGUGUUUGGGAGCGCAGUGAAGAACGUGCUUCCACUGAGCAAUGGGGCACUGAUGUUCAGGCCUCUGGCAAAUGGCUGCUCUCCUGGGGAUAGCAGGGCUGGUCAUGCUGAUCUCAUAGCUACGGCUGUGUACGGCCCUUGAAUGCAUGGGAAUGCUGGUGAAUGUUUGUCCUGCCAAGAAAUAAAGCACGAAAAAAGGGAAUUAGAAAAGAAACAUUACAAACCAGAAGAGAUUUACCAUGGCUUCAUUUCAGCUUAGAGAAGUGUUAUUAAGGGGGACAAAAAUAAAUGUUAUUUUGAUAAUGAUGCAGCCACGACCAAAGAAAUGGGUUAAUUGCUCACACAGGGUUUAUAGCCAAUGUACCAGUUGUGAGAUCACUUCAGCAAUCACCGAAACAGCAUUAAGCUUGGUGGUUGCUGAACUAUUUCCGGUAGCAGCUCCUGGAUUGAUCUACAUCUUUAAUGUGUAGAAAUGUAUGGACAAGAUGAGAGUCCUGGGGAUUUGGCACAGCUCUGGGUGUCUGUCGUUCCUUCUCCACCAGUGCCAUUUCACUGCUUGGCCGAGCGCACCUCCCCAGGGCAGGGCAGAGCAGCAGCUCUCCUCGCUCCUCUGGCCCUACUCCUGCCCCAGAGGCAGCUCGCGGAGCCUGAGGGAUUUGAGGGAGUGGAGCCUGGAGGAGCUCCCCCAAAUACUAGUUAAAUUGGGAACUUGGUUCACUUUGAAGUUUCAAGCCUGAAUAAAUCUCUGUCUCAGCAAAGAGUGCUACAGGUUUGUACCUGAAAAGAGACGUUACACAGAUCUGUCCAGCCUUUCAAGUACCUAACAGAUCAGCACCUCACUGUAGAAAUGCGAAUGCUUGUGAGCAUGAAAGGUUUUUUUCGGAAUGACCUAUUCCAAAAAACAUCUCAGGUUUACAAUAACAUAGGUCCAUGUAAGAAGGUAAAAACAUAACCUUUUUUUACUCUUUUUUGUGACUACCACUUUUAUUGAAUAUCCUGCCUCACCUUUAGAAAUGAUCUUUCUGCUGAAACAUUGUGCUGUAGGUGUUAGAGCUCUCUACACAAAAAUUAGCUGUUUACUCAGGGAGAUACAGAUGUAGAAAAUAGGGUGCCUAACUUAAUCUCUGUGCCUCAUGGUAGGAUUCGAUUAUGACGUUCAUUUCCAGCUGAUGUUUGUCUAAAGAUGUCCAGCGAUAGAGUUUCUUUCCUAUUCCAUUGCCUCCCUAGCCUCAGCAUUGAAAACGUUCUCUAAUAUCUAACCUGAAUUUUACCUGUCAUCAUCUUGUGCUUCUAGUCACAGCCCAAUGGACUUAGAAAACGUGUGAAAGCCUUAACAUGAGUUCUAAGAUCGCACUUCUGCAUAUGCCUUCCCUCAACUUGGUUUGAGGAGUUUCCACUCUGGUGGUUCUUAGGCUUUUCCUUCGCUGUGUGCUAACCUCUCAUCAUUUGCUCCAUGUCUUUCUUAAGUGCAAUAUGUGAACUGGACACAGUGCAUGUGACUGGAGGCUUUAUCAGCGCUGUGCAGGGCGGAAAGAUUACUUCCUUGUGUCUUGCAGUGGAUGCCAGCUUUCAGCUGGCCCGGGGUACCUUUUUCACAAGUGCACGACGUUAUUUACUCCUCUGCAGUUCAUGGCCCGCCAGAACCCCAGGUCCUUUUCGGCAGAACAGAUACCUAACCAGUUAGUAAUUGAUUAUUAAUAACUUGUAAUUUGCAGUUUGUAGUGCCUAAAUGUAGUUAAGAGCUUGUCCAUACAGAAUUGUGCCCAAUUUUCACCAACUUGUUACGAACUUGAAUAAUUCUUAUCCUAUCUGCCAAAGCACUCUCCUAUCCCAGCUUGCCACCUUCACAUCUAGUUUGUUUGCAGGCCAGGUUUCUAAUGAAAAAUAAAUCAUUAGCCUUCUCACCCUUCCUAUAAGUUGGUUACAAAUAGCCGCACUUUCUGUAGGGUUUUCUCUAGGCCCCAUGGAUGGUUUCCACUGCUUGUCCUGGUUGGGAGCCUGUGUUAUCCAAACCACAGAGAUCACAGCUCUCAGCACGUGUUUAGAAAGCUGGUCUUGCUCUAUAUCGGUAACUUCUCAAAAUACCACUGGUUUCCACAUGGCAGGAUCAUUGGACAAGAUGAUGCAGAGUCUGACAACAUCAGGAUUUGAUUUUCUAGGGGGAAGAACAACUUGGGAUGUUGGCACUGGUCAGUUGGUAGUUGUCUGUAGGUUAUUUCUUUGCAGUCUAUGUUUAAACAUUCUGGCUCUUGCGAAGUUAUUGGAGAAUUAUCAGAUUAUGGUAUAUAACUGUCAAUAAAUAAAGUAAAACUGUGUGCUAGAACAGAGCCUUCCACCCUGUGGUUAAAUCUGUAGUUCCCUUUUUCAAUGCAUGCUUGUCUAACUUAUCAUCUGCUAUCAUUUCUGAAGUACCUAUCGCAUUUGUACUUAAAAGACAGCAGUUAUAAAAGAAACCCACAGGGAGAUGACCCAGAGGACGUUUGAACAAACAGAGCAGGCUCUUCACGGAACUUUUGAGACUCCACAGCUCUCAGCAUCUGAUGUAAAAUGGUGGCAAGCCACGUACACUGAUACGCAGUCUUUCUCAUUGACCGUCUAAACAUUAUGGCCAGCAUGAUGAGAAUUUGUCCGAUCCUCCUUUGGACAAUGAUCGUGGUUCAGCCACACGUACCUCAAGGUAAAGCAGUUCAGGUUUUCCCACCUGUUAACUUUACCCUUACGGUCUCUGCAUUAGCACGAGUACUUCUACGCUGGAAGCCAAACCCUAAUCAAGAACAAAAAAACUACACUAUUAGAUACGAUGUGAAAAUCUUAGCUCCUGUGUCUGAAGAGUAUGAUACAAAGAAGACUUACAGUUUCCAAACAGCUGCACUUCACAAUGGUUUCUCUGCACACGUUCGGACGUUACUUUUCCAUAAUGGCCUUCAGAUGACAAGUGACUGGGUGACAGCAGAACUCCAGCCUCCACCAGGUGCUGCAAAUACAGCUGUCACUAACUUGUCCUGUGCUACUCAUUUCACCAUUUUUAGUACUGUUUCUCUCCACUGCACUUGGCUUCCUGGCAAAGGGGCACCAGAAGAUACCAAGUACUUUCUAUUUUACAGGUAUGAGACCUGCACUGAAGAAUGUCAAGAUUAUAUCAAAGACAAGUGGAACAGGAAUAUAGAGUGCAGAUUUUCAGUGACUCAUAUUACUCCUGAUGAGAUUGAUAAACUCAUUGUGAUACAUAUUAAUGGAUCUAGCAAGUAUGCUGCAAUCAGACCUUUUCAGCAGUUAUUUAACCAAAACGCCAUAGAAAAAGUGAAUGUUCCCAGAAAUGUCACUGUAUUCUUAGAGCAAAAUGAUCUCUUGGCCACAUGGGAGAAGCCAAUUUCUCCUUUCUCUAAAGGGUGUUUUGAAUAUGAAUUUUACCUCAUCAACUUGAAGUCAGGUAACAAGCAGACAUUGAAAAUAUACUCAAAUGACGUCAGAUUAUGGAUUGAUGUCACCUGCAAGUAUUCCAUACAAAUAAGAGCUAACCAUCAUCUAUGUUGUAGAAGAGGAUUUUGGAGUGACUGGAGUGAAAUUCUUUAUGUUGGAGAAAACAAACAGGAGAAUUUCAUAGCCUGGAUUCUGGCUGUGCUCUGUGUGUCCAUGUGUGCUACAAUCGUGCUUGUUGGUAUAAUAUGCAAAAUGAAAUUUGUAUGGAGUAAACUGUUUCCGCCAAUUCCGACACCCAGCAACAAGUUCAGAGAUCCCUUUCCAAAUGAGUAUGAGAGAGCGCGCACCUGCACCAGCGAGACAGAGACGGAGCUCGGCAGCUUCGACGAAGAUCUCUCCUGCAGCGCCCUGGACGACUUUGUCUUCUGAGGCAGUGCAGCCUUGCGCAGCAGGGCCAUGCCACAUCUUGGGGCACCCUACGUGGGGAUGACCCCCACAGAAAGUCAUGGUGUAAGCAGGGUGUAAGUGCACGGAACUAGUACCAUGGUUCUUGCAUGAAAAAAAAAUCCUGGAAAAGAGCUGGUGGCUUUUUUUGGUAGGCAGCUUAGUCUUUUGGAUUUUUUUUUUUGUUUUAAAUACUUCUGACAACUUAAGCAUAUAAAAUGCAAAUUGGGAUUUUUGUGUAGCUGUAAGGUACAUGGUACCGGUGCAGGCAGUAAGGUACAUGGCUGGGCAACUGGCAACUGUUCUGGGAAAUAGCCAUGAAACCCUGCAGAAAACUGACAGGCAGCUCCCUGAAAAA